This is a messenger RNA of Aegilops tauschii subsp. strangulata, 1044 nucleotides long. RefSeq lists its product as uncharacterized. NCBI's taxonomy places the organism in Eukaryota, Viridiplantae, Streptophyta, Magnoliopsida, Poales, Poaceae. The record is from RefSeq and is a predicted model, not a curated record.
AUGGCUCUCUCCUCGCUCCCGCUCCCGUACCCCUCCUCCGCCUCGCCAUCGCUGCCGGCCACUCCUCGGCCGCUCGGUGCUCUCCUCGCGGGCGUUGCUGAUCCUCUCCCCUGCCCUCGAUACGUCCUUCUCGCUCAGGACUCCCUGCGUCUUUUCCUUGGUCUCGGCGAUGCGGACAAGCUCCAGCUCCCCGAGCCUGGCUUCGCUUCCGGCUCCGGCUCGUCGGAGCACCUGCUCUGCCUUUCUGUCUCCUCGACCAAGCUAUGGUUCGACGAACUGCUGGCCAGCGCUCUUCUGCAAUCCUUCAUUGGCGGAUUCGCUGAUUCCUUCAAUGUCCGUCUUCUACACUCUCAAACCUUCCUCUUCUCUGUCUCGCAUGCGACUUUGGUUACUGCUAUUCUUGGCCUUCGUCCCAUCCAUCGGAGACUGUUCUCGCUCUCCUUCAGCCCGUUCUUGCCACCCGAGCCCUCUCCCUCGGCUCUGGCUGUCUCCUCUUGCAAACCCUUGACGGAUGUCCUCCUGCUGCACCACGCCACGGCCACAAAAUUCGAAAAUGCUGCCUGGGCCAGGCUCAAGUCUUUCGUCACAGUUCCUUCUGCGCCGGCCCCGCCGGCUUGCCGCUUGCGGGUUACUUUCCUCCAGUUCCCCUUUGCGGUUUCGCAGCAACUGUGCAACCUCAUCCUCGCUUGCCUGUUCGGCGGAGUCCCUUCGCAGUUCCACGCUGCUGAGGAAGCGGAAGACGAGUUUUCCUUCUCGGUGGCAAAUCGGGGUGUCGCCGACCUCGUCAUCUCCUUUGGUGCGCUCCGGCGACCUGGGAUGGACGUUCAUUUCUCCAUCCCUGCGUUGCCUUUCAGCAGGAGCGCUCCGGCGGCGGCCUCUUCCAAGCCUGAGAGGCGCACUCUUCCUCAGCCUGGAUCUUUGACAAGCUUGCCUCAAUCACCAGUUAAGACCACCUUGUCCAAGCUUGCCGUGAUCCCAUCCGCUGCUCUCGCUGUGGUGGUUCUGGCCAUCGUAGCUACCAGUGCACCUCCAACCUCCCCCUAG